Cylas formicarius (sweet potato weevil) is the source of this 3501-nucleotide messenger RNA. RefSeq names its product BRISC complex subunit FAM175B-like. Gene Ontology annotation, biological process: attachment of spindle microtubules to kinetochore; protein K63-linked deubiquitination; mitotic spindle assembly. The transcript is spliced from 2 exons. Bases 134 to 1201 code for a protein of 355 amino acids. Gene Ontology annotation, molecular function: microtubule binding; polyubiquitin modification-dependent protein binding. The record is from RefSeq and is a predicted model, not a curated record. Lineage: Eukaryota; Metazoa; Arthropoda; Insecta; Coleoptera; Brentidae. Gene Ontology annotation, cellular component: nucleus.
AACACGCUCAAAGGCAAAGAAACUAUCGCGAGCGAAACUAACCAAAAGCUAUUAAACACCUGAAUGUUGAGGAAAUGUGAAUUGUUCAUUAAUUGUAAAAAUUUCCUGUUUAUAUUUAAUUGCGGCACAAAAAAUGUUUCAGCCCGCUUCGGUUUCGCUUUCCGGGCCGGCCCUUUCCUUUUUAUUUUACGAGACUUGUAAGGCAACUUUUAGACAGGAUGGGUUUUUAUUAGGCGAAAUAAUUCACAAACAAACGACGAGUAUUACGGAUAACGAUCAGCAGCAAGUGAACGUUUAUAAAGUUAUCAAAAUAAACUCCAUAAUGCCCUGUCCUCCCGGAAAUCAGUACUUUGUCAGGGGCAGAGUGGACAAAGACAAGCUGAAGAAGUUUCUGGGAUCUAAUUUUUCAAAGGUGGUCGCGUGGUAUAAAUUCCAGCCGUUCUCGAGCUUCGAUUUUAGCUUAAAAGAUAGGGCAAUUCACAAGCAGUUGAGGGAACUUUUCGAUAUUCCUUACGAUUUGUUUUCGUGCUGUUUUUUAUCCAUAGAAUGCAGGGAUAACCUGUCGAGUUACACCUUCUCGCAGUCUUUUAUAAGAUGUUUCAACGGAUAUUUUGAUAGGUUAAGUCUUAGUAUUCCUAACUUAAGUGAAUCGAACAACUCCUACAAAAAUUCUGAACCGGCUUCGCCAGUAUUCAGUAAGAUAUUGUCAGGAUUAAAAGUCAACAUUGAAAAUGUUAAAGGAAUCGUGGCGGUUACCGAGAUUGAAAAUGCAGUUCAAAAGUACAUCAACAACACCGUUUUGGAACUCGCCAAGGCGGAAAAGGUGUUGUUCGAGUUAGAAGAAGAAGUGAACAUGUUAAAGAGGGGUUGCCACCUCAAAAUUAACUCCAAUCGUGGUAAUGCGGAACAUGCCUCACAAGGCAGUGCAAAAAAUGAUGAUUGUGAAGAAACCGAAGACCUUAUAACUUUUGCCGAAGAUCCGCUGUCCCACCUACCCCGGGUUAUGGAAGAAGAAGGUUCUCAAGAAACAAGAAAGCGCAGGACUAACAAAAAUUCCGAGGAGAGUGACAUUGAUGUAAGUUUUGACGGUGACUCUAAUAAAAAGGAAUCCGAUACUCUUAGAGGUGCGAUUACGAGAUCGAGUACCACUCCCGAAGGUAGGGAAACCAGGAGCAGGAGCAAAAAAAAGAUAUUAAACUAAAUAUUUUGAAUUCUUGUAAGCACGACCAAUUAUUUUCUCAAAAAUUAAUUUAAGCUUUUUACUCACCAAAUAUUAUUUUACAUUAAUUACAUAAGGGUACAAGUUAGUAAUUGUAAUUUUUAGAAUUAUGUCCUCCAAUAUAAAAUCAAUUAUAAACGAACUCUUAUAAUUUAGAAAAAAAAGUUUGAUGCAAAAGUUACAGGAUUCAAUGUGUAGAUUUAAUAUUACCUAUUUAUUUAUGACAAAAAAGCAUAGGAUAUCAAAGUUAUAUUUCUUAAAUUAAGAGUCCCAUAUAUUAUUUAAUAAAACGGAAGGUCCCUUAUGGUGAUUUAAAAAAUAUGCUAAACGUUAAUACUUAUUUUUUACGUUAAGGCCAAAAUUACCCAAAAAUAAAAUCAUUACUUAGUUGGCCAAGCAUGUUCCACUUCUUUUAAAAAAGAAUGAUGUUUUCAGUUCAAAUUUUCAAAAAAAUCGAAUUAUCAUUGUACAAAAAAAAAGACAAUAAUGCAAAUAGGGUCAGGGAAUAUGUUGCAUAAAAAAACAUAGAUAAUAUAAAUAUAUAAAUAUUAAUUUAUUGAUUAGGAAUAUUGCGUUAAAUGUAAAAAAAUUCCAUCAUUUUCUCGAAUACAGAGGUGAUGCCCUCUUUUCAACGUGUUUAAAGCUUUAAUUAUCCCUUCAUGUUGAGAAUUAUGAAUAUUUACUUUAUUUAUGUAUUUCACUACUAAUCAGUUUUUUUAAUGAUCAACUAACCAAAAAGGUAUCUGGAAAAGUGAAAUCUGGGCUAUCCCACAAGCCACGUUGCAUUGUUCACAUUUUUUUUAUAAAACAUUUUAAAAUUUUCCUCAAUUGCAAACAUUCUUUUAUCGAAUUUUUUUAAAUUGAUAUUUAAGAUAUGCAGUAACUGUCAUAGUUGACGUGACGUUGGCGUGACGUCAUGAUGAGACAUGGCCAACUAAGCGACGAUUUUAUUUUUGGCUAAUUCGAACCUUAGCGUAACAAAUAACUAUAACAUGCUAUAUAUUUUUGAAAUCAGCAUAAAAAAAUCUUUCUUCUGAUAAAAUAAAUACAGGGCUUACGAUAUUAAAAAAAUAUAACUUUCAUAACACUGCCCGGUAGUUUGCAACCCUAUAGUUAGGUUGGUGAUAUUGUGUAAAUUGGUAAUACUAUGCUUGAUGUCGUUUUACUCCCUGUGCUAACCAACUAUAGAAUACUUUGUCUUUUUUUAUAAGUUCAAACAUAGAAUUUAAGAUUUCUAGUAAAUUAUUAUGCUAAAUUCUUUAAAAAACGUAGAAAUUUCAAAUUCUAUGUGUUUGAACUUCUAAAAAAAGACAAAGUAUUCCAUCACAACAAGCAUAUUUGGUGUGGGAUUGUUGGGUUGGCAACACUGCCCGGAUGUCUGCAAUCUUAUAGUUGGAAGCAGACUGAAGAAAGUACGUGAAAUAAUUACUUAUGUUAAUUAAAUCGAAUAAUUUUACGGAACUACGGCAAAUUGAAUUGGCGAACAAUAAACCUAAUAUGUAACAUAUAUAGUAUGCUUUUUGGGCGCACCCUGUAUAUUAAUGAGUGUGUAAUAUUAUAUCUACACAUCUGUCUUAUGAGAAAUACCUGUUGAAGUUAACAAUAGUUACGUAUCUAAGGAAAAGUCUGGUGCAUUUCGAGACUUUAUUUUUAAUGAGGUUGUACAAAUUGCCUUGAAAGUAAUAACAAACAAUUAGUUGUGCUUAUGUCGAUAAUAUUGAAAAAUCGCCGUUAUAAAUUUUAUCACGUACUGUGAUAUCUGUAUUUUUGUAGCUGUAGCUAGUCCUAGAGCAGUUGUUAAUUUAAUUAAAUUUAACCAGGAAGGACGAAUAAAUGUUUUCUGUUGAUACUGUUUAACCAUUGUGUUCUUGCUACCAUUUUUUAUAAUAUAUAUUUAUAUGUAAGUGCCAUAACAACAAUAAGUUGUUUUGAAUUUGUAUUUUUUCAAAUUCACAGUGCAAAAAAUAUUAUUGUACAAAUUUUCAGCGGUAAAGCUGUAAAGCAUAACGAAACUACCGUGUAAAUCCUUAUAUUGUUUUAUGGCACUGCAAAUCUAUUUACUUCGAUCCAUACAUUAUUUUACUAGCGCAAACAUGUAUAUAAUGUAAGUUACCUACUCCGUUAUAUAUUUAGAAAAUAAAAUAUUGCUUCGCACUAAUUAUUUCUUCAUUCUAAUUAAAUUUUCUUGUAAAAUUCUCUGUAAACUUUGUUGUUAGUUUUGAUUUUUUAUAUUCAAUUUAAUUUUACCGUGGAUUUUUAUGUAUCAUAUUUGAAUAUGCCUU